Molecule: messenger RNA, 2429 nt
Organism: Corvus hawaiiensis (hawaiian crow)
Lineage: Eukaryota; Metazoa; Chordata; Aves; Passeriformes; Corvidae
Product: immunoglobulin superfamily containing leucine-rich repeat protein 2-like
Molecular function (GO): protein binding
Source: RefSeq, a predicted model, not a curated record
GCGGAGGGGGAGGCUGGCAGGAAUGCAAAUCGCUGCCUCUCUGGCAGCCCAGAGCCCGCACGGCCCCGCCGCCGCUCGCAGCUCAGCCCCGGAGCCGCGGGGGCAGCGGGCGGGGUCCCCCUCGGUUCCCCCCGCCCCUCCCGGCUGGCGAAGGCUCCGCAGGAGGAGGAUGAGGAGCGCCGGGAAGGGCUGCGGGUGGCUUAGAGGCACCUAGGACAGGGGGGACAUGGCCCCGCUGCUGGCCCUGCUGCUGGCCGCCCUGCUGGCCUCGGGCCGGGCGUGCCCCGAGCCGUGCGCUUGCGUGGACAAGUACGCGCACCAGUUCGCCGACUGCGCCUACAAGGAGCUGCAGGCCGUGCCCGCGGGGCUGCCCUCCAACGUGACCACCCUGAGCCUGUCGGCCAACAAGAUCAGCUCGCUGCCCCGCGGCGCCUUCGCCGAGGUGACCCAGGUGAGCUCGCUGUGGCUGGCGCACAACGAGAUCGCCGCCAUCGAGCCCGGCGCUCUGGCCGUGCUGGUGCAGCUCAAGAACCUGGACAUCAGCCACAACCAGAUCGCCGAGUUCCCCUGGCAGGACCUGCGCAACCUGAGCGCGCUGCAGCUGCUCAAGAUGAACAACAACCGCAUGGCCCUGGUGCCGCAGGGCGCCUUCCGCACGCUCAAGGACCUGCGCUCGCUGCGCAUCAACAACAACCGCUUCGCCACGCUGCCCGAGGGCGUCUUCGACUCGCUGGGCUCGCUGUCGCACCUGCAGAUCUACAACAACCCCUUCGAGUGCUCGUGCGCGCUGCAGUGGCUGAAGCGCUGGAUGGAGAGCACGCUCAUCUCCAUCCCGGAGAAGGACUCGAUCGCCUGCGCGCUGCCCGAGCGCCUGCGGGGGGUGCCGCUGGCCAAGGUGCCGGACUUGCAGUGCGCCGCGCCCACCGUGCAGCUCAGCUACUCGCCCAACCUGGACGCGGCCGAGCUCUUCGACGGCUUCACGCUGAGCCUGCACUGCGCCGUGACCGGCUCGCCGCCCCCCGAGCUCCGCUGGAAGAUCCGCACGGCCGGCCAGAGCCUGGAGCUCAGCGGGAGCCCCCCGGAGAGCGCCGGGAAGGAGCAGCCCCAGCAGCAGGAGCCCGAGCGCUUCCUGGGUCUUCAAGAACGGCACCUUGGUGAUCCCGCACUUGGAGUAAGCGCGAGGAGGGCACCUACACCUGCGUGGCCACCAACGAGCUGGGCAGCAACCACACCCUCGGUCAACGUGGCCGUGGCGGGCGCGCAGAAAUACCCGCUGCAGCCCGGCAGGGACCCGCUGGGCGGCAAGGGCCAGGCGGGAGACAAGAAACCCGGCGCCAAGGGGGCGAAGAACAGCGUGCUGACCCCGGAGGAGAGGAGCAAAGCGCUGGGCCCCACCCGGCAGAGCCGGCCCUCGGCGGCGGCGGCGGCGGCGGAGGAGGAGGAGGAGGAGGAGGAGGGGACGGAGCUCGAGGGGCAGGGCCAGGGCCGGGUCCCUUUGGAGCCGCCAGCCUUGGAGAAGAAGUGCGGCUCGGCGGCGAGCAGCACCAAGUACAUCUCCAACCACGCCUUCAACCAGAGCGGCGACUUCAAGCAGCACAGCUUCGAGCUGGGCGUCAUCGCCCUGGACGUGGCGGAGCGCGAUGCCCGCGUCCAGCUCACCCCGACGCAGCCGCGGCCCGGCGGGGGCCACCUCGGGGUGCUCUACCUGUGCCAGCAGGGCCGCCGGGGCCACGCCCUGGUGCAGUGGUCGCGGAUCGAGGCCGGCGUGAACUCGUACUGGUUCCAGGGCCUGAACCCCGGCACCAACUACUCGGUGUGCCUGAGCUACCUGGGCGAGGAGUGCCAGGUGCAGGUGGUGUUCAGCACCAAGAAGGAGAUCCCGUCGCUGAUCAUCAUCGUGGUGGUCAGCAUCUUCCUGCUGCUGCUGGCCACGCUGCCGCUGCUGGGCGCCACGUGGUGCCACCUGCUCGCCAAGCUGCACGGCAAGCCCUACAAGCUCAUCAUGAAGGCGCAGAACCCCGACCAGAUGGAGAAGCGCAUGGCCGCCGACUUCGACCCCCGCGCCCCCUACCUGGAGUCCGAGAAGAACUUCGAGCCGGCGGCCGGCGAGGCCGAGGAGGAGGACGAGGAGGACGAGGAGGAGGAUGAAGAAGGAGCGCGGUGGAGGCGCAGGAGGGAGGGAGAAGGCGCGGCCGAGCUGGAGCGGGAGGAGAGCGUGGCCGCCAGCUCCAUGGCCGAGUCGCAGUCCAAGGGCGGCGCCGAGGAGUUCGAGGUGCGCUCCGAGUACAGCGACAAGCUGCCCCUGGGCGCCGAGGCCGUCACCAUCUCGCCGGAGAUCAACGGCAACUACCGGCAGCGGCCCCGCUGAGCCCCCGAACCCCCCCCGACCCCGGCCCCGGCCCCGGCCCCACCGCCCCCCGCUCGCCCAG